Molecule: messenger RNA, 1296 nt
Organism: Branchiostoma floridae (Florida lancelet)
Lineage: Eukaryota; Metazoa; Chordata; Leptocardii; Amphioxiformes; Branchiostomatidae
Product: interphotoreceptor matrix proteoglycan 2-like
Exons: 7
Coding region: 337-1248 (303 amino acids)
Biological process (GO): nervous system development
Source: RefSeq, a predicted model, not a curated record
CUGAUGGUAGCAAAAGUUAUAGAAAGCACAUUUAGGGGCUAUGAUAUAUCUGAUCAAUAGCUUAAAUAGAUUUAUUUAUUGCUUGGUGUUGCAAUCUACAAGUACCUGACCGCUGCAUUAAAAAUUAAUAGAUAAACAAAUAAAAUCAAAACGUUACAGAUACGGCAAUCACACUACAUACAGAUAAGCUCUAUUAUAGUCUAUAUAUAAUGGAACGUCGGAAGGGAUAUUUUUAAGUAAAGGAUUUGAACUAAUUUUUCAUAUUAGCAUUACAAAUCAUAAAAGAAUGACGAAUAUAAACUUCCACACUAACUCAGACCACACAAUGUUGCAAGAAUGUGGAGACUGCAAAGCACAAGAAACACAACCAUUGACUACGAAGUCAUGUAUGACUACAAGGAGUUAGAAGGUGCCGGAGGCGUCGAGGCCGUUUCCAGCCUUCUGGAGAAACACGUGGAGGAUGGAGUCUUCACUGUAAACAACACAAAACCAAACUCACUGACAUAUUCAACUGAAUCAGAAAUCAGAGCAGCCGCCAUCGAGGCGCUUAUUCAACAACAAGAUGAGAUUGUAGGAGGACUGUGUGCUAUCACGAACUGUUCAGAUGGAUACGAAUGCCGAAAGGACAAAACCACCAACGAAACGUCCUGUAUUACCAAGUGUAACCUCGGCCACUGUUACAACGACGGGGCGUGCAUUCACGUGGAGAACCAAAAUGUUAGCUGCAGCUGUAAUAACGACCCUACCGGGUUCUACAUGGGGAGAAGGUGUGAGUUCUACGCUUCACAGGCCUGGGUUAUCGGGGUGUCUGUUGGAGUAGGAGGUGCCCUGAUCAUCAUUAUCAUCGUCGUCUCCGUCUGUAGAUGCCGCCGUUCUGGUAAAAAGGAUGCACUCUUGGACAAUGCCAGAAAAGAUGAGGAAGCCACCUGGCUGUCUCCUGUGGACAAAAGUGAUGACAGUUAUGAAGAGGAACUGCUAUUAUACACCAUUGCGAACAGAAAGCGCACGUCUAAAAGUGGAAGGGCCAACCCGGACGAGGCGUCUAUAAUCUACGAGGAGGAACAGAUGUUGGGAACGUACGCUCUGUCCGGUCAACACGCCGGGAACAACCACAGAACAGCCUGGAAACCGAGCCUGCAGAAUAUUCCGGUGGAUAAGGAACUGAAGAUCCCUCGCCCAGGGCUGCACGAAAGUAGCAACAACUACUGGCAGCCUAUUAAUGGAAGAAUAUCAGUGUCAUCUAUGUGACGUCAUUCUUAAUAACUUUCGCCUGUUUUGAGCAAGAAGCAAGAGACU